Messenger RNA from Eptesicus fuscus (big brown bat), 1307 nucleotides. RefSeq names its product ring finger protein 7 (gene RNF7). Bases 110 to 493 code for a protein of 127 amino acids. Gene Ontology annotation, molecular function: zinc ion binding; ubiquitin protein ligase activity; cullin family protein binding. Gene Ontology annotation, biological process: protein ubiquitination; ubiquitin-dependent protein catabolic process. The transcript is spliced from 4 exons. Gene Ontology annotation, cellular component: Cul5-RING ubiquitin ligase complex; nucleus. The record is from RefSeq and is a predicted model, not a curated record. NCBI's taxonomy places the organism in Eukaryota, Metazoa, Chordata, Mammalia, Chiroptera, Vespertilionidae.
GCCGGCGGCCUGCGGGCGGCGCUGUGGUCUGUCGGGCGGCCCCGCGGAGCCGCCAUAGCCGCCGGCCUUCCCCGACCCAACGUCUCCGCGCCGGCUCCGCGCCGCCGCCAUGGCCGACGUGGAAGACGGCGAGGAGCCCUGCGCCCUGUCCUCGCACUCCGGGAGCGCAGGCUCCAAGUCGGGGGGCGACAAAAUGUUCUCUCUCAAGAAGUGGAACGCGGUGGCCAUGUGGAGCUGGGACGUGGAGUGCGAUACGUGCGCCAUCUGCAGGGUCCAGAUGCCUGUCUUAGAUGUCAAGCUGAAAACAAACAAGAGGAUUGUGUUGUCUGGGACUACAAAAGUUGUCUUGACUAAAUGUUGUAAGCAGUUCAAAGUGGUCUGGGGAGAAUGUAAUCAUUCCUUCCACAACUGCUGCAUGUCCCUGUGGGUGAAACAGAACAAUCGCUGCCCUCUCUGCCAGCAAGACUGGGUGGUCCAAAGAAUCGGCAAGUGAGAGUGGUGAAAGGGCUUCUUAGUGCGUUUGUCCAGAGCCCUGGGGGAUCGCCUUAUCAAGUGCCCUACAACGGCCAGGAUACUCCGGAGGACCAAGUCUUCAAAUAGGAGGAGAUGGAUCUUUGGUCCUUGAGGACUCAUCAAAGGCAUUGGGUUAGCAUUUUGUCAGUUUUAUUUUCAGAAAUUCUCUACAAUUAAGAAGAUAAUUUAUUAAAGAUGGUCUUUCCUAUCUCUGUGGUUUGUGUCACACUGCUUAGAAGUGCCAUAAAGGAGGAGAGAACUACAAAUUGAAUGACCUUUAUAAUUUACUUAUUGAUAUCUAAGCGCCUGUGGAAGCAGUUCCAUUUGGAAGAGAACUUUUGCAUGCUUAAGAUAGCUCAGUUAAAAAAAAGGCAAUGUUAUAGUAACAAAUAAAAUGCAGUUUAAAACCCAACUCUUAUCCUUAAUUUGUUCCUGAUAUUUAUUUUAGACAGGAAAGGGGGUGAUUCAUUAAAUAUUUAUUUGAUAUGACAAUUUUAAGUUUGGGCCUGAGAGCAGGGUAAAUAAGAUUUCAUCUUUGGACAUAGGGGAUUUUGCUUGUCUUUUAGGUUAUGGUCCUCUAUCAUUGACUCAUCAAAAAAACCUAGAUCUGCACACCUCACUGUUCAAUCAUUCAGUGGAAAAGAACAGGGGCAUUUCCAAGUUUCAAUCAGAUUAUGGUAUAAUUUAACUGUGUUUCAGGUGGACUGUUAAUAAGGGGGAAAUGUUUACCACUAUAGCAUCGGAUCAAAAAAAGUUUAUUACACAGUGUUUUAAUAAACAGCUUAUUCUGUUUA